UUACAUAAUUUAGUCUGACGUCAUCAGCCGGAUCUGCCGGUGGGAGUGAGGAGGGGCUGCCGUCUGCAAACCUGGGCAAAAAAUAUUACAGAAUCUCACGAACUCGCGACCGAUUUUCCACGGGGUAGCGUAGCCGUAGUCACUUCGGGAUGCCACAGGAAGAACCACCGAAAGCGGGCACACCUGGGGCCGAUCAAGCCCGGACUAGGUCCAUGUCCACAUCUGGAGAGUCUUUAUAUCAAGUUUUGGGCCUGAAGAAAGAUGCGACACCAGAUGAGAUUAAGAGAGCCUACAGAAAACUGGCACUGAAAUUCCACCCCGACAAGAACCCUGACAAUCCCGAGGCCACCGAAAAGUUCAAGGAAAUCAACAGAGCACACAGUAUCCUGAGUGAUGAGACGAAGAAGAACAUCUAUGACGAGUAUGGAUCAUUUGGUCUGUAUGUAGCAGAACAGUUUGGAGAAGAAAACGUCAAUACCUACUUCAUACUGACCAGUGGCUGGUGUAAGGCACUGUUUGUGUUCUGCGGCAUCAUCACCGGGUGCUACCUCUGCUGCUGCUUCUGCUGCUGUUGUAACUUCUGCUGUGGGAAGUGCAAACCACGGCCAGAGGAAGACGAGGAGUUUGUAAACCUCAACCCGGAGGAUUUACAAGUAGACGAGGAGGACUCGCCCGUCACGUCUCAACCCCAGGCCUCGGCCGCGAUGCCCAUGCCCGCACCGGCGCCCUCAGAAACAACAAAGUUAGACACGGCAGAUCACCCGUCAUAUACAGAGGAGAAGAACUUGUAGGGAUCCAUAGUUAAUAUCUAUGUCAUAGGUGUCUGGAACAGUCUCAUGUGACUUAGGCUUCUCUGUGGCACAUAAAGAGAACACUUCUAGCAUCAAGGUCAAGAAGUACAUAAAACCAGCCCAUGGACAUCACUCCACACUAUUCAACCUCUUAGCUAUAAUAUGUUUUACAGGAUGUUUCUGAAAUAGGAAAAGAAAUUCUACAGAUUUUUGGGUACACUAACUUUAUUUGAUUUGAGAUUGUAGCACCAGUUACCAGUCUAUGAUGGAAUGUUGCAACAUCAUCAAAAACAGAUGAUGCAUUCCUACAGUAGAAAAUAAAGGUGUUAUUGUCAGACAAAAAGUAGGAAGACACGUGACCUUAACUUUUUGAACACUGACGGAUCAUUUGCAAAAGUGUCAUACAUGGCUUAAACACCAAAAAGUGGUUUAGAUGAAGUGCAUGAUGGUCCAUGUUGCUGGUGAGUGAUGGGAUAUCCUUGAAAACUGCCACUGACAAAAUUGAUCAAUUUUAGGUCACACCAAUAUAAAUGUCUUGGUUCUUGGAUUUGCUACUUCAGCAUCUUCUGAUUUGAACAAAAAAGAUUGCACAUAUUGCAUCAUGCAAAAUAUCUCAAAAUAGCUGGAUAAAAUGUCUUUAAAGUUAUUUGUUACAGUCUUUCAUCAGUGACUGAGAAUGAGGCUCUGAAUUAUUAUGUACAUGAAUUACAGGAGAAACUCCAGUAGGUCCUAUUGGAUCUGAGGGCCACUGGUCUUCAGACUCAUUCUCAAUCACAGAUGAAAGAUAUUAGAUUCUAUCUGACACAUCUAACUCUCUAGAGAAUAUAUACAAUUGUAUACACUUUUUUUUAGAUUUGAAUGAUUUUACCUGGAUGCCUAACCUUGAUCAAUUAAUCAACUCUAGUAUGCUCAUAUUUUUGCAGCAUCAAUUGAAGCAAUUCCAUAUCUUUUAAUUGUUAUAGUUUCUCAAGUAACCAAUGCAAAAAAGUUCUACAUUUCUUGUGCUAGCCUCUGGGUCUAUCACAUGAUGCCUGUUAUUCUGUUCUCACAAAAAUCUGAGAAGCAAGAAAUGAAAUUGAUGUGUCCUUGUUAAGUAACAAUCACCCUUUUGUCACAUGAGACUGAUAAUGUUUAAAAUAAGAGCUAGCUUUACUUUUUUUAUGAAACUUGGUGUAUAAUUUUGGCAAGGAACAUUCCAGUCACUUCUGUGAGUUCAAGCUAUGUUCUUUGUCUUUCUAUAUUCAUGCAAAAAAUAUGUACCUUCCCACCUAAGUUACAAUAUGUAACAGUUAGAAUAAGUUAUGACUUGUUGUUUCGUGUUCUGUGUUCAAGGUUGGUUAAACUCAGGAGUUUGGUUGUAUAUUCUGUAGUGUUGAGCAUGAUGACACAUGUACUACCAUGUAGAUGUACAUGUACUAGUUGUAUGUUACAUGGCAAUCAAUCAGAUCUAUAGUCUACAAUAUUCUAAGAAGUCAUUCACAAAUUACUUCCAGGUUUGAUAUUGUGCGUCAGAUGACAGUGUUUUACUUGCACUAAAUCAAAUACCUGUACGUCUUAGGUGUAACAAACAUUGGUAUUGGUAAGCAAACUCCUCUGAUGACCCAGAAAUCUUACUUCAAUUACCCAUGACAAAGACACAACACCUCAGAUUGUUUCUUCCAAACACCCACCAGUGGUGUUUUGCCUAAGAAUUGAAUUAGCACAGAUUUGAUAUGUGAUGUUUAGAACACAGGCUGACAACUUUUUUCUGCCUCAGAAUUUUGAUGUUAUUUUAUCAUGCCAAUCAUUCACAUAAUACUAGUCACUGAUGCCUGUUUUAACAAAAUAUGUACUGAUCAUUCUACCAAUUUAAGGCUGUGUUGUGAUUUGUUAUCAAUUGUGAGAAAUUGCUGGUGCAUUUGAAAGUGUUUACUUAUCAAACCCUUAAGGUGGCACUGUAGCUACCAGGUGAUUUUCAUGUAGCUGUACUGUACAUAGCACCGUAUAUAGUAGUCCAAGUCUAUACUCUCAUAUAGGAUGCUGCAGUAGAAGGACCCACUAUAUCUAUGUAAAUACCGAUCAUAUAACUCAUCUCUAAUAAUAUCUAAGUGAAAACUAGUGGUCUAGGUUUAGGUAGUUGUACAACCAUGUGUAACAAGAUAUGUAAAGGAGGAAGUCUACACCAGGUUAAAAAGAUUAGUGUUUAGAGUAGAACUGUGUCAUGUUCUAACAAAUGGGAUUCAUAAGCUAAUGUUAUUUUGUAUCCCAUGAUAUCACGAUAUAUAGGUGUCAACAAAUGCUUAUUUAGGCAGCCAUCUUGUUUAGUAAAUGUCAAAGGUCAACAGUGGAACAUACAAUGAGUACAAGCAAGAAAAUAACUUCACUCACUCCAGUAUGGAUAGGGUUUUUGCCAAGCCAUGUUGACAUUAUAAUAGUUUGAAAGUGGGGAGAAGCAGUACAAUCCCUGUAUUGUGUUCAUGAGGUCCACUGCUGAUAUGUCUGUAUAAUGGACACAGUCAGUGAUAUGGAUAAGGAUACCUUGGGUUUUUGCAUUUUGGUUCGGUUCAGAGAUAGUGUCCACAUCAUGUUAACUGGCGUUGAUGUUACAACAUAUUUGUCCACCAUACUACGUACUGUAGUUAGUAAAAUGUUGUAACAAUCUGCAAAUUGUACUGCUGUAAAACAUCACUUCUUCUCUCAACAUGCAGAGAAGUGACUACCCAUGAACAAUUAUUCUGGACGUUAUAUAAUAAAUGUGCAUCCUGGAGUAUCCUCUGUAUCCCACAGGCUUUAUGGAUGGAUACUUUUGCAUAUAGCUGGUGUCAGCUCUUUGUGAAACUCGUGUCUGUAGGAUUGUGAUGUUGUAAAAACCUUCUUGAUUCAUGUGCAAACCUUAAAUCUGUUCUGCGUGUUUGGUGUUUUCCAGUUUUUGUUUCUGAUACCAGGUACAUUUGGAACAAAUCGUGUAUAAUUCAACAUUAUCUCAUGGAGCUAUUAUGAAGAUGUUUCUGUUGUUAAGGAAACUAGCUGGUCUUGCUGCUUAAUUUAUUGUGGUUGAAGAAUUACACACAAUGUAUUUAAUAUGUUAUUGUUUUGAAUAAGAUGACCUCUGCUUGAAUGUAGUUUAACUUGAGCAGUAUUGUGUUUUGUACAUACUGUGUUUCUAUUGUUUUGACAUCACAACUUAUACAUCUAUCAAUGUAUAGAUUUAUGUUUUGAGUCAGUGUUCGGCCAUGGUUUUGUACUCUUCCAAAAUGUUUGAAGACUGAGUAAGGGCAUGUUUAUUGUCAUUGUUUUCCAUGAUGACUACACAUGUACCUGGUCAGAACAUCCAUGGAAAUCACAAGAGAAUCAUGUCUAAUUUUCAUGUCAUGACCACAUUAAAACCACUAGAUUAAGCCACACUCUUCCAAGCAGUUAAGGUGUUAGAUCUCCUUCUACAUCAAAAGUGCCAUUCAAUGUCCAACAGAAUGGAAGAUCCAUCAUGAUAAAAAAAAUCAGUAAAUGUGCAUAGUGCUCAGCAUUUAUGAUUGCUGACACUGCUUUGGAAUGAGAAGGCAUACCAGCAGACAUUUCUACAGGUUAAGACUUGAUGUGAUUCAUGGACCAUGAGUAAACAAACACCCAGUUUAGUUCAUGGUCACAGCAGCUGCUAGCCCACCUGUGGUGUGUGAAAGGACCUUUAGCAAACCUGGGAUACUGUUAUCUCCAGAUUAGUCCCACUUAUUGCAGUAUGCCUGUCAUCAUUGCCCCAUAGAUUACAAUGUAUGUAAUUACUCCAGAAGAAAGUGAUUUUAACUGAAGAAUACAAUGUAUAGAUGAAAUCAUAGGCAGCUUGAUAUGUGUAUGACAAAUGUUUGAUGUUUACUUGGUGUAGGAGCUCAUACGUUGUUCUUGAGUAUGCCAUAUUUUAGAAGUACAGUCAUCUCUUUGCUUCUGAGGUGUAUCAUGACCUUGGUCAGGGGUAUAUGUUACCUUGGUCAGGGGUAUAUGUGACCUUGGUCAGGGGUAUAUGUGACCUUGGUCAGGGGUAUAUGUGACCUUGGUUAGGGGUAUAUGUGACCUUGGUCAGGGGUAUAUGUGACCUUGGUUAGGGGUAUAUGUGACCUUGGUCAGGGGUAUAUGUGACCUUGGUUAGGGGUAUAUGUGACCUUGGUCAGGGUAUAUGUGGAGAUGAUUGUUCUGUCUGUAGGAUGUAAGUCAUACUGUAAUAUACACAUGUAGGCUAAAUUAUUGUAUGGGUUCAUCUGUACUUGCUCUAAAUCUUGAAUGUCUACAUUGUCCAAGAAAAUAAAAUGACAAGUCUUUUA
This is a messenger RNA of Branchiostoma belcheri (Belcher's lancelet), 5080 nucleotides long. Its product is annotated as dnaJ homolog subfamily C member 5-like. The transcript is spliced from 3 exons. Bases 150 to 791 code for a protein of 213 amino acids. The record is from RefSeq and is a predicted model, not a curated record. NCBI's taxonomy places the organism in Eukaryota, Metazoa, Chordata, Leptocardii, Amphioxiformes, Branchiostomatidae.